UUAAGUUUGUGAAGGACACUCGAUAAUUUACUUGUUGAGCUCGUCUCUACACAUUAGUGCGGUGUAACUAUCUAACCGAUCAUGUUUACUAUACGGAAUGCCGGGAUUGCUUUAUGACACUUUAAAGUGUUUUUUUCCAACAUAACACUGUAAACAUUUCACACCUCCGUUCCGCUUAACAUGAUGUCCGGCGCCACUAACGGGCCGGGCUCGAGCGGUGACUCGGUAACACCGGAUGUUCUAAACGACAUAAUCACGGAGCCCUGCGGUGGUAUGACGAUGCUUCCGUCCCGACCAUUCGACGAGGUGUACAAAAACAUUUUCAUUGGGGAGGAGUCGAUUGCGCGCUCUCCAGCCGGACUCAAGCGUCUGGGCGUCACACAUCUGAUCAACAUGGCGGAGGGCGUCCACGAUGGCUACCACGUCCACUUGGAUACGGAACUAUACCGGCCCGCCAACAUACAGUAUUUAGGGAUUGAAGCUACCGACGACCCGACCUUUGACCUCUCCAAGUCCUUUCAGAAAUGCGCGGAUUAUAUUGCCUCGGCCAUUGCUGAUGGGGGCAAAGUCCUCGUCAGCUGCAAAGUGGGGACCAGCCGUUCAGCCACUAUUGUACUCGCUUAUUUGAUUAUCAAAUGCCGGAUACCAGCACCAGAAGCAGUGAAAAUAGUCCGGAAACGGCGGGAAAUUUGUCCAAACGAUGGGUUUCUAAAACAGUUGUGUGAAUUGAACAGUGAAUUAUUAAACAGCGGCCAUUUUGAGACUAAAGAGGACAAUGUGAACCUUUGAUGUGACAAACAGAAGUGUGUAGCUCGGACAUCAGGUAGCCUGAGGUAGAGGUUUUUGGAGAGGCCAAAUUUGUUGUGCAUGUGUAACGAGUCAAUGCGUCAAUAAGAUAAUGGGCAAACUUUUUUAAUUGACAAAUAUAUGGUCGUUCGUCAAGACUAACAAUAACGAUUUUUUAUAUAAUCCAAAACAUAAAACGAAUUCAUUUUUAUAAUGCAAUGAUUCGAUAAGUCAUAGGAGUACAAUGGCGUAGGAAAUGGGCGGCAAUAUCUACAAGUAAUCUUCAUGUAGUAAAUCCUCUGCUCUAAAUCGGAGAUUGAUAUAUUAUUAUCGAGCCUCAGUUGUUGUUUGAAGAAGGUAUCUGUGACGCAUGGUCAGCUGAAUGAUCGUCCACAUCGCAGGUCCAUAAUUUGCGACAGACAACGCUCUAUGGGUCAUUUAUCAAGUAUAUGAGAAUAAUUAUCGAUGUUGAUUAGCAAUUGAGUUUUUGUAUAUAGAUUUAAAUAAUAAAAGAAAACGAUUUUUAAUGAAA
This is a messenger RNA of Dreissena polymorpha, 1318 nucleotides long. Its product is annotated as dual specificity protein phosphatase 3-like. The coding region runs from base 181 to 789 and encodes 202 amino acids. Gene Ontology annotation, biological process: negative regulation of MAPK cascade; protein dephosphorylation. Gene Ontology annotation, molecular function: protein tyrosine/serine/threonine phosphatase activity; MAP kinase phosphatase activity. NCBI's taxonomy places the organism in Eukaryota, Metazoa, Mollusca, Bivalvia, Myida, Dreissenidae. Gene Ontology annotation, cellular component: cytoplasm. The record is from RefSeq and is a predicted model, not a curated record. The transcript is spliced from 4 exons.